AUGGCGGGCAAUCAAGGUGAAGCUGCCUCUUAUUACGCCACGCAGCAACAAGGUCCUAACCAAUACGGACAACCUCAAUACGGACAGUCUCAAUAUGGUCAACAGCAGUAUGGACAGCCUCAACAAUAUGCGCAGCCUCCUCCUUCUGGACCGCCCCCAAAUAAUGGAUAUGGGAACGAGAAGCCUAUGUUUGACCAGACAUUCAAGUUAGAACGUCCGAAAUACAAUGACCUUUGGGCUGGUAUUCUCUUCCUUCUUGUCGUCGCGGGUUUUGUUGCUGUUUCUGGUAUCUCAAUCAACGGCUAUGCCUCCACGAAACACUUCCAAGGAGGUGGAAUCUAUGAUUCCGGAUCGCAAGUCGGGCUCAAUACUAACACUCUCAUUCUAUUCGUAUUCUGUCUUUGUGUCGCUGUUGUAUUUAGCUAUGUUUACGUACUGCUGGCUCGUCAGUUUCCAAAACAGUUCAUCUGGAUAACCGGUAUCUUGAACAUCGUCUUUGGCUUAGUGACAGCCAUUUACAUGCUCUCACGCCACUACUAUUCCGGCGGUAUCGUUUACUUGAUAUUUGUCGCCUUCUUGAUCUUUGCUUUUAUUAGCUGGAUACCCCGCAUCCCAUUCAGCGCCCUCAUGCUUAAGACUGCCGUUGAUGUCUCUAAGUCAUAUGGACACGUCUAUCUUGUCAGUGCGCUCGGUGGACUCUGCGCGACUGCUUUCGCCGCUUGGUAUUCAGUUACAUUUGUAGCUGUAUAUGCCAAGUUCUCACCAGGUCAAAAUCCAGCGUGUGCAGAGGGCGCGGGUGGCUGCAGUACCGCCAAGGUUACGGGCUUGCUGGUUUUCAUUACCUUCGCCAUGUAUUGGAUCUCGGAGUGGCUGAAAAACACAAUCCACACGACGAUCUCCGGUGUAUAUGGUUCCUGGUACUUCCACCCGCAUAACCUACCCCGGGGUGCCACUAGAGGCAGUCUGAGGAGGGCACUCACCUACAGUUUCGGAUCGAUAUCGCUUGGAUCAUUGAUUGUCGCUAUCAUCAACUUCCUACGACAAUUAUGUUCCGUCGCGCGGCAAAAUGAAGCUGCCCAGGGGAAUAUCGUCGGAACCAUUAUGUUUUGUAUUCUCGGAUGCAUUAUUGGAAUCUUGGAUUGGGCGGUACAAUUCCUCAAUCGUUACGCUUUCUCGUACAUUGCUUUGUACGGAAAGCCCUAUAUCGCUGCUGCCAAGGAUACUUGGAAUAUGAUUAAGGACCGCGGUAUUGAUGCUCUGGUCAACGAAUGCCUCAUCGGACCGGUCCUCUCGAUGGGAGCUACGUUUGUCGGCUAUGCGACAAGUUUGUUGGCUUAUUUGUACUUGGUGUUCACGAAACCGGCGUAUAACUCCGACGGCUCAUAUACUCCCGUUGUUGUGGCGUUUGCAUUUCUUAUUGGACUGCAGAUUUGUAAUAUCUUCACGACGCCAAUAAGCAGCGGUAUUGACACAAUAUUCGUAGCGACUGCGUGGGAACCCCAGGCUUUAAUGCAAAACCAUCCCGAUCUGUACGACGCCAUGGUUCGAGUCUAUCCGCAUGUUCAGGUGGCCAUCCAUGCUUAA
Molecule: messenger RNA, 1584 nt
Organism: Hypoxylon trugodes
Lineage: Eukaryota; Fungi; Ascomycota; Sordariomycetes; Xylariales; Hypoxylaceae
Product: DUF580-domain-containing protein
Exons: 7
Coding region: 1-1584 (527 amino acids)
Biological process (GO): transmembrane transport
Cellular component (GO): plasma membrane
Molecular function (GO): transmembrane transporter activity
Source: RefSeq, a predicted model, not a curated record